This is a messenger RNA of Drosophila obscura, 794 nucleotides long. RefSeq names its product seminal metalloprotease 1. Bases 1 to 765 code for a protein of 254 amino acids. The transcript has 2 exons. Gene Ontology annotation, molecular function: zinc ion binding; metalloendopeptidase activity. Gene Ontology annotation, biological process: proteolysis. The record is from RefSeq and is a predicted model, not a curated record. NCBI's taxonomy places the organism in Eukaryota, Metazoa, Arthropoda, Insecta, Diptera, Drosophilidae.
AUGUCUGCGCCGUGGAUUCACUUGGCAUUGGUUGGCAUUCUCAGCACCAGUGUGCUAGGAGCUCCGUAUAAUAAUUACAAUGGAGAAACAGAUCUUGAGCUUACGGCUGGUUACUUCCAAGGCGAUAUGGAAGUAGACUUUGAGCGGAAUGGCCAGCUGAGCGAAACACGUCGCUGGCCCAAUGGAACAGUUCCCUAUAGGAUAGAAGAGGGAUUCGAUGCUCCCCAAGUGGCAUAUAUUGAGCUGGGAAUGAAGAUUAUUGAGCGAUCGUCUUGCAUUCGCUUCGUGCCCGCCGACGAGCUGGAAGAAAACUAUCUUUUCGUAAUUACCUCGACGUCAGGAUGUAGCUCGAAGGUUGGCUACCAGCCUGGCGAAAGAACUGUCAAGCUGAAGCCGGGUGAGCUGGACACGGGCUGCUUCAAGCUGGGAACCAUCCAACACGAGCUGCUCCACACUCUGGGCUUCCACCAUCAGCAGUGCUCCCCAGAUCGAGACGACUUUGUGAGGAUUGUGGAGGAGAAUAUCUCUGAAGGCCAUGCUAAAAACUUUGUCAAGUACGAGGAUACAGAAGUUGGCGACUUCGAUCAGCCCUAUGACUAUGGUAGUAUAUUACAUUAUAGUUCAUUGGCCUUCUCUGUCAAUGGCGAGCCGACCAUUGUUGCCAUUCAGCCGGAGGGACAGUCUUUGAUGGGGCAACGCCUCACAAUGAGUACAACUGAUAUUCAACGCCUGAAUACCAUGUACAAAUGUCCUAUUCAAUUGUAAAAUUCUAUAAUAAAUAUUCUGUUGGGUCU